Hansenula ciferrii is the source of this 579-nucleotide messenger RNA. RefSeq names its product Tho1p (gene THO1). The transcript has a single exon. The coding region runs from base 1 to 579 and encodes 192 amino acids. Lineage: Eukaryota; Fungi; Ascomycota; Saccharomycetes; Phaffomycetales; Wickerhamomycetaceae. Gene Ontology annotation, biological process: poly(A)+ mRNA export from nucleus. The record is from RefSeq and is a predicted model, not a curated record. Gene Ontology annotation, cellular component: nucleus.
AUGGCUUACUCUGAUCAAACUGUUGCUCAAUUAAAAGAAGAAUUAACUUCAAGACAAUUAUCAACUUCUGGUGUUAAAAAAGAUUUGAUUCAAAGAUUAGAAGAAAAUGAUGCUUCUAAAGAAACCACUGAACCAGUUGUUGAAGAAUCAAAAGAUGAACCAAAAGAUGAAUUAUUAGAAGAAGUUGAACCAGAACAACAAGAAGAAUCAAAAGAAGAAUCCAAAGAAGAACAAAAGGAAGAAUCAUCUACAACUGAACAAAAAGGAGAAGAAGAAAAACCAAAAUCUAUUAAAGAAUUCACACCAGAAGAACGUAAAAAUUUAGCAAUUGAAUUUUUAAAUAAAAAAAUUUCAAGAGCAAAAAAAUUUGGUAGUGAAGAAUCAGAAAUUGAAUCAAUCAAGAAAGAUUUAGCUCGUAUAGAAAAAUAUGGUGUUGAAUUAGGUACUUCAAUUGCUAAAGAAAUUGGUUUAACUUCAAGACCUUUACAUGAUGGUCCAAGAAAAAGAUUCCAUGGUAGAGGUAGAGGUGGUAAUAGAGGUUUUAGAUCAAGAGGUCGUUUCAGAGGUCGUCGUGACUAG